AGAGGUAGCAGAGAAGCAGUGAGUUGUGAUUAACCAAAGACAGGGCCAGCCUUCGGUACUUCCUUUCUCACAUCAAGAGGGCACACAGAAACAGCUGCAAUGAGUCGUAGCCCGGACAGGAUUUCAUCCUAUCGCCGUCACUUUGAAGACAGCAGCAGCAGCUCGGCCUACCAGGUCAGGGUGUCCAGCCCAUCCCCCACCCGGAGAGAUGCCCGCACUGCCUCCGCCGGCUUCUCGGCCAGGGCCGGGGCCGGCAGCAUGUGCAUGGACUCAGUGGGACGAAGAACCGUCUCUGCUGCACGCAGGACUCGCAUGACCGGAGCUGGCAUGAGCGCCGGAGCUAUGGUGUGUGUUGGGCCUAGUGGAGAGCCCGCCAUCGACCUGGACGUGGCUGCAGCUCAGAACCAGGAAUUCCUCAGCACCCGCUCCGGUGAAAGGCAGGAGAUGAUCGUCCUCAACGACAGACUGGCCAUUUACAUUGACAAGGUCCGAUCUCUGGAGCAGCAAAAUAGGUUACUGGAAGCUGAGAUUGAGGCCUACCAGAACCGGUUUGAGAAGCCAACCGGUCUGCGCCUGCUGUACGAGGAACAGCUGAAGGAGCUGAGAAAGCUCGCUGAGCAGAUGAGACUUCAGCGGGACAUUUCCUUGGCUGCUAAGGACUCCGCAGCUGAACACCUGGAGGCAAUCAAAAUCAAAUACGAGGAGGCAGUAGAGCUGAGAAAGAAGGCUGAGUUAGACAUCGAAGCUUUCCGUCCCGAUGUCGACAAAGCCACGUCUUCACGCAUCGCCUUGGAGAAAAGGCUGGAGCAGCUGGAGGUUGAAAUUGAAUUCUUGAAGCGGAUCCAUCAGCAGGAAAUUGAUGAACUCAUGAAACAGAUCUACGCAGCCCAGGUCUCAGCUGAGAGCGCAUUUGCUCUGCCUGAUCUCAAUGCUGCCUUGAAACAAAUCCAAUCUCAAUAUGAUGAUAUUGCAGCCAAAAAUCUUCAGGAAAUGGAUUCUUGGUAUAAAAACAAGUUUGAAGAUAUAACCAAAAAGACAUCCAAGCACGUUGAUAAAGUCCGGAGCAUCAGAGAAGAAAUGGCAGGUGCCAAAAAAGAUAUUCAAACUAAACAAAUGGACUUGGAUGGCCUGAGGACCAGGAAUGAAGCCCUUGAAGCUCAAAUUCGAGAGAUGCAGGAAAAGUACAAGAAGGAACUACUAGACCUGGAGGCUCGAAUUGAGGCCCUGCAGCUUGAGCUGAAAUCCACAAAGGAGAAAAUUGCGUUGCACCUGCGGGAGUACCAGGACCUUCUGAAUAUCAAGAUGGCUCUGGAGAUUGAGAUCACAACUUACAGAAAAUUGAUUGAGGGGGAAGACCUGCGACUCUCUGGCAUGAUCCAAACCUUGUCUCUUACGGGCUGUAGCAUGAGUGCCAUUGGUGCUGGCGUGAGCCUCAGUGGAGGAAACGUGGACGGCAACAGUUAAAAAUCAGGAUGAUGUGCUGGAGAUGGAUCACCAGGAACAGACCUACACCAUUACUGGUGCUGCAGAUGACUCCGAUGUUGAGUGAGCUCUACGCGCUCCCCGAUGACCUCCCCUCGCCAUUAAAUCCCCACGCCCCUCCGAGCUUUGCACUGACCAAACCCCAUGUCUGGACACUGGCCUUUGCCCUUUGCCCUGGACAAGAAGACCACAAGUGACCCUUUGCCGGAGACUGAAACCUUCAGAUCAUAGAAUUAUAGGAUGACUCACAACACUCACCCUGCUCUCUAAACUUUUGUGUGCCUUACACUCCCCCCUUUUUUCAGUUUGCCACAAAUAAAGCUAUCAGCAUUCAAUGA
This is a messenger RNA of Cololabis saira (Pacific saury), 1820 nucleotides long. RefSeq lists its product as uncharacterized. Gene Ontology annotation, biological process: skeletal muscle organ development. The record is from RefSeq and is a predicted model, not a curated record. The transcript has 11 exons. Gene Ontology annotation, cellular component: Z disc; sarcolemma; cell-cell junction. Lineage: Eukaryota; Metazoa; Chordata; Actinopteri; Beloniformes; Belonidae. Bases 100 to 1464 code for a protein of 454 amino acids.